Molecule: messenger RNA, 2409 nt
Organism: Hibiscus syriacus
Lineage: Eukaryota; Viridiplantae; Streptophyta; Magnoliopsida; Malvales; Malvaceae
Product: UTP:RNA uridylyltransferase 1-like
Exons: 6
Coding region: 135-2252 (705 amino acids)
Molecular function (GO): RNA uridylyltransferase activity
Source: RefSeq, a predicted model, not a curated record
AAGAUUUGAGAUACGAUUAUUUUAAAAUCUCACAAAGUUUUACCUUUUAGCCGAAUCAUCAGGUAACCUGAUAGGUUCUCACGUCUCCCUUUGCCAAUCGAUUCCCCUCUGAAGUGCUAGAGAAACUAGCUGCGAUGGCCGGCGGUGGUGGCGACGCGCCACUGGCAUCCUCCUCCAACGGUGGCGAAUUCCUUCUUUCUUUACUCCAAAACCCCAAAUCAAAUCAACAGCAGCAACAAUCUCCAUUACUGUCUAGUGUUACUGCCAUGCUCAUACCGCAACCGCGACAGCAGCAGCAGCCGUUGCCCUUAGAUCCGGCCGUUGCAGCAGUUGGGCGUGCACUCCCAUUGCCGCCAUCUUGGCCGCAAACAAACCCUCUGCCUCUCGCACCUAAUUUUCUAGGGUUUCCCCAAAACCCUUGGUCUUCAUCGGGAAACCAAUUCGUCGGUAACCAAGGAGCUUUGAACGAUGACUUGAGAAGGCUAGGUUUUCCAGGUAUCAAUAAUAACAAAAGUCAAGCGAUCCAGAACCCGAUCCGGCAGCAAAAGCAUCAGGAACAAAAGCUACUCUUUGGUUCUUUUCCUAGUGAUAUUCAAAUCCUGAAGAAGCCUGAGAGUUUACUCAAUGGGAAUUUGCAUGAAAAAUCGAAGAUGGAUCUAUCGGAACAGCAACCAGUGUCGAAGCUUAAUUCCAAUCCGAAUUUGACUCCAUACACCUUUCAACAUCAAAAUUCUGGUGAAAGAGGAAAGCAACAGCAGAAUGUUGGGAAUUACAAGCCUCCCUCAUCAGGGGAAACUUUAAGAGCGCCUGCAGGGUUUUCAGGGAAGCCUAGAGGAGGAGGGAGCUGGGAUUUAAGAAGGAAAAAGCAUGUUGAGCACAAUGUAGAUGAAUUAAAAGCUGAAUACAGUCUUUUGAUUAGUGAGAAUGAGAUGGGACUUCGUGGACAACUUGAUUACCCUGGGCCGCUGGCAGGGAGUAAUCUGCGGUCUGUUUCAGCUACCGAUAUUGAAGACUCUCUUUUGGAAUCGCGUAGGGUUGGUUAUAGGGAUGGGUUUUCAAAGCGUGAUAAGUUUAAGAGUGAAGAUGGUGGCCAAGUGGACGAAAUUGGGGAAAAUCUUGUUGAGUCUUUAUUGAUUGGGGAAGAAUCUGAUAAUAAGAAUGAUAAGAAGCAUCAUCGUUAUGAGAAGGAAUCCAGAAUAGAUAAUAGAGGCCAAAGGUUACUUAGCCAGAGAGUUAGAAUGGUGAAAAGGCAGAUGGCGUGUCGUGGUGACAUUCACCGGCUAAAUGCACCUUUGCUUUCUAUUUAUGAGUCACUUAUACCGCCUGAGGAGGAAAGAACUAAGCAGAAACAAUUAUUGGCAUUACUUGAGAAACUAGUUUGCAAAGAAUGGCCAAAAGCACAGUUAUUUCUUUAUGGAUCAUGUGCCAACUCUUUUGGGGUUUCGAAAAGUGAUAUUGAUGUUUGCCUUGCAUUUAAUGACGACAUUAACGACAAAUCUGAAAUCUUGUUAAAGUUGGCAGAUAUUUUGCAGUCAGAUAAUCUUCAGAAUGUGCAGGCAUUGACUCGUGCCAGAGUACCCAUAGUAAAGCUUAUGGAUCCGGCAACUGGAAUUUCCUGUGACAUAUGCAUAAACAAUGUUUUGGCUGUAGUAAAUACUAAGCUUCUACGGGAUUAUGCAAAGAUAGAUGCAAGAUUACGACAAUUGGCAUUUGUUGUGAAACAUUGGGCCAAGUCCAGAGGAGUGAAUGAAACUUAUCGAGGAACUUUAUCCAGCUAUGCGUAUGUUUUGAUGUGCAUUCAUUUCUUACAGCAACGUAGACCUGCCAUCCUUCCAUGCUUGCAGGGGAUGCAGAAAACCUACAAUAUCACAGUGGAUAAUAUUGAGUGUGCUUACUUUGAUAAAGUUGAACAACUUAGCAACUUUGGCUCUCCUAACAAGGAAACUGUUGCUCAACUGGUGUGGGGAUUCUUUAACUAUUGGGCAUAUGGUCAUGAUUAUGCAAAUUCAGUAAUAUCUGUUCGCACGGGCUGCAUAAUCAGUAAGCAAGAUAAAGAUUGGACAAGAAGAGUUGGCAAUGAUCGUCAUUUAAUCUGCAUAGAGGAUCCGUUUGAGAUUUCUCAUGACCUUGGCCGUGUGGUGGACAAGUUCAGCAUCAGAGUUCUGAGAGAAGAGUUUGAACGCGCUGCUGAUAUCAUGCAGUAUGAUCCAAAUCCUUGUGUGAAACUCUUUGAGCCUUAUGUUCAUAGUUAGGAAAAGACCAAAGACCUUGGUGUGUUUAAUGUCAGCCAAUUUUGCGUUGGGUUUAUAGUAUGUCUGUAUUUAGUGCUUUUGACUUUGUUCAUGCCCAUAAAUGUAAAGAAUUAUCAGCUUUAUCAAACUUUUUUCUUUUGUUUUAGAUUUCUAGUUU